Messenger RNA from Erinaceus europaeus (western European hedgehog), 522 nucleotides. RefSeq names its product tubulin alpha chain-like. Gene Ontology annotation, molecular function: structural constituent of cytoskeleton; GTP binding. The record is from RefSeq and is a predicted model, not a curated record. Gene Ontology annotation, biological process: mitotic cell cycle; microtubule cytoskeleton organization. Gene Ontology annotation, cellular component: cytoplasm; microtubule. The transcript is spliced from 2 exons. Bases 1 to 522 code for a protein of 173 amino acids. NCBI's taxonomy places the organism in Eukaryota, Metazoa, Chordata, Mammalia, Eulipotyphla, Erinaceidae.
AUGGCCUGCUGCCUGUUGUACCGUGGUGACGUGGUCCCCAAAGAUGUCAAUGCUGCCAUUGCCACCAUCAAGACCGAACGCAGCAUCCAGUUUGUGGACUGGUGCCCCACUGGCUUCAAAGUUGGCAUCAAUUACCAGCCUCCCACUGUGGUCCCUGGUGGAGACCUGGCCAAGGUCCAGCGGGCUGUGUGCAUGCUGAGCAACACCACGGCCAUCGCUGAGGCCUGGGCCCGGCUGGACCACAAGUUUGACCUGAUGUACGCCAAGCGUGCCUUUGUUCAUUGGUAUGUGGGUGAGGGCAUGGAGGAGGGAGAGUUUUCUGAGGCCCGUGAGGACAUGGCUGCCCUGGAGAAGGAUUAUGAGGAGGUUGGAGGGGAUAAACUGAUAGAGAGAGUAAGGCUGAAGACUUUUGGCUACACAUGGAAGAAGGAGAUGGAGGUCCUGUGCCCCCAGCAACAUCAUCUGGGGGCCAGGUACAAGGAGCUCUUUAACUCGGAAGUUACGGUACUACCUUACUUGUGA